Molecule: messenger RNA, 444 nt
Organism: Leptosia nina
Lineage: Eukaryota; Metazoa; Arthropoda; Insecta; Lepidoptera; Pieridae
Source: the annotation of a GenBank genome assembly
AUGAUGAAUGAAGAUAACUUCCGCUCGUGUCCAUACAACAAAUCGCAUCGUAUUGCUAGAAAAGGUUCGAGGUUCCAAAAACAUCUUUGUAUUUGUCCUGACAAGACACCGGACUUUGAAAUUUGUCCCUAUAACGCCAGCCACAGAGUUUUAAAGACUGACCUUUUGGAGCAUAUGAAAAAAUGUGACACCGCAUACGCGGCAUUACCUCCUGGUAUUGGUUUAAACGAUUUCACAUCUAAACAUGAUGAUAAUGAAUUUCUUGGCAAUGAACCUAGAGCUGGUGAAAUGUUGCAAUCAUUUGAUAAGAAUAAUUCAACUCCGUCCUUGCCACCAUCCAGGCAGUCGGUUUCUGGAAUACCACAAACACAGUUUAAAAUUGUUAGAAUCUCAGACGCUCACAAUAAUCAUGAUGAGGAUAGUGAUGAAUUUUGGGAUAAUUAA